AGCACAAAGCCGUUUUGUUUCCGUCGGCGUUCCUCCCUCCUUCGAAACCUCUUCAUUCCCUUUACGCGCAAAACCAAUCUCUCUCUCUCUAAGGAUCCGUCUGUGUACGACGGCGGAUCACAACCAUUCCGAAGCCCACCCCAAGCACAUCGAAUUUCCCGGCGAGAUCUCGGCGCUACACAACCCGAUCCGCCUCAUUAUUCGGGUAGAUCCAAGUGAUGGCUCCGGUUUCAGCCCUCGCCAAGUACAAGCUCGUGUUCCUGGGCGAUCAAUCCGUCGGAAAAACCAGCAUCAUCACCCGAUUCAUGUACGACAAGUUCGAUAACACGUACCAGGCUACUAUUGGCAUCGACUUUCUAUCAAAGACCAUGUAUCUGGAAGAUCGUACAGUACGAUUACAGCUCUGGGAUACUGCUGGUCAAGAAAGGUUUAGGAGUCUUAUUCCAAGUUAUAUUAGGGACUCCUCUGUUGCAGUUAUUGUGUAUGAUGUUGCAAGCAGGCAAUCAUUCUUAAACACCGCAAAAUGGAUUGAGGAGGUUCGCACUGAGCGAGGGAGUGAUGUUAUAAUUGUCCUUGUGGGCAAUAAAACUGACCUUGUUGACAAAAGACAAGUCUCGAUAGAGGAAGCAGAAGCCAAAGCUCGUGACAUGAAUGUUAUGUUCAUAGAAACCAGUGCGAAGGCUGGCUUCAACAUAAAGGCAUUAUUUCGGAAGAUUGCUGCAGCCCUACCUGGAAUGGAAACACUAUCUUCAACAAAGCAAGAAGACAUGGUUGAUGUAAAUCUCAAGUCCAGCAACCCUAAUGCAUCUGUGUCUCAACAACAGUCCGGAGGAUGUGCCUGUUGAGGAUUGUUGUGUCAUUAUCUGUAAAGCUCUUCUCGUGAUAACAUUAUAAAUUUUGGGUUUUGUUGUUUUUUUGAAGUUCAACUCGAACAGGUAGUUAUGAUUGCAGUCAAACCGGUCCGAACCUUUGUCAAGUGUUGUCAGUGUGAUUCUCGUGGGAUGAUUAGUGAGAAUGAGCGAAUGACUAUUAUUUUGUCGAGGUUUCAUGUUAAGCACCUGUCCGGAUUCCGUUCAGCUUUAUUAAUGAAAUUUUGGGUUCGAUUUGUCGCA
Rhododendron vialii is the source of this 1112-nucleotide messenger RNA. RefSeq names its product ras-related protein RABH1b. The transcript is spliced from 6 exons. NCBI's taxonomy places the organism in Eukaryota, Viridiplantae, Streptophyta, Magnoliopsida, Ericales, Ericaceae. Bases 219 to 845 code for a protein of 208 amino acids. The record is from RefSeq and is a predicted model, not a curated record. Gene Ontology annotation, molecular function: GTPase activity; GTP binding.